Molecule: messenger RNA, 1872 nt
Organism: Armigeres subalbatus
Lineage: Eukaryota; Metazoa; Arthropoda; Insecta; Diptera; Culicidae
Product: glutactin-like
Exons: 4
Coding region: 53-1741 (562 amino acids)
Molecular function (GO): serine hydrolase activity
Source: RefSeq, a predicted model, not a curated record
UUCAGUGAUAGCCGUUGCUCUGUUUGGUUUCUGCUAAUAGACAACAUUAACAAUGUGGCUCAAGUUAUUCGUGAUUCAGAUUAUCGUUGCAGUUAUUUCGGGCUACGAAAAGAAAUGCGCAGCCCCAGUAGUCAAUAUCACCGGACUAGGACUGGUGUGUGGCUCUACUGGCCGUACGGCAUGGACCGAAAAGGACGUUUAUAAAUUCCAGGGAAUCCACUACGGAGUGGCCCCUGUGGGUAAUUUGAGAUUUAAGCCAACGAAGAAAGUUGGUCCAUGGGACGGUAUAAAAAAUGCAACCCAAGCAGGAGUCCGCUGUCCCCAGAUCACCGAAAGCUAUGUCAAUGUGGAUAACGAGGAUUGUCUUACUUUAUCAGUUUAUACCAGCGAUCUAAAUGCAGCUCGCCCGGUGAUGGUCUUCAUCCACGGAGGAUGGUUUUACACCGGAGGUGCUGAUGCAUUCCAACCAGACUACCUACUUGAAUCGGACGUAGUUCUGGUGGCGAUUCAAUAUCGUUUGGGCCCGCUCGGAUUUCUCAGCACAAUGAGUCAAGAUAUUCCCGGCAAUGUUGGAUUGCUUGAUGUAAUCACCGCGCUGGAGUGGGUUCAACAGAACAUUCACAGCUUCGGGGGAAAUAGCUCGGUCGUGACUAUUUUUGGUCAAUCUGCUGGGGCGUCAUCGGUUUCGGCAAUGCUCCACAGUCCGUUGGUGCAGGAUCGCAAAGUUCCACUGUUCCAGAGGGCCAUCCUUCAGUCCGGGUCAUUGCUCGUUCCUCGGCAUAUUGCGGAUGAUCCAGUUGGAGGAGCGAAGGACAUUGCUAACCGAUUGGGUUGCAAGGAUACCCAAAUCGAAGAUUGUUUUCGGGAAGCACCCAUAAAAAACCUACUGGAAGCGUUCAUGGACCACCGUGCGGAAGCGAUACGAAGCCGCGGUUUUCCAUCUAUUGCAGCAUCUAACAUUGCAAUUGGUGGCCCCUCGGGUCUGUUUCCUCAACAUCCGAAAUAUUAUAUGCGAAACAGUAAAAAAGGAAUCGCAGUAAUGGCCGGAACGGUCGCAGAUGAUGGUCUUUUCCUAUGGUAUGAAAUUAACCGCUUCCAGUCGAACCUUCCGAAAUCAUUGAACAGUACGAAUCAGCUUCUGGAUUUCAUUCGUAUUUUGCACGAAAAAUUUGGCCAAACACGUCUCGAUGGAGUACUUGAAUCUCUGGAGCUCGUGCGGUAUUUCGCGGACAGCGACUUCCACGAGUUACGAUGGAAAAAUCUUUUGACCAGCAUUGCUGACAUUUGUGCGGCGCAUGGAGUGAAAGGGCCAGUGCUGACAGAAGUUCGAGAAAUCAAUCAGAUGAACUCGGGAAACGUUUAUCUCUACAGCUUCGAUUAUUCGGAGACUCCAACGGAGGAAACACCACACGAUUUGUUCCCUUAUAAAGGGGCAGUUAAUCAUGCCGAUGAUCUUCAAUAUCUUUUCCCUUUGAAAACGAUGGAUGCGGAUGGUAUUGCCGUGGCAAAAACGAUGGUUGAGUUGUGGACCUCAUUUGCCACUAAUGGUGUUCCCAGAGCGCAAAAUGUUCCUUCCUGGCCAUCGGUCGGUGACUUCGGGGGCAAUCCUUUAGCAGGACUCAUUCCAGGUGUAUUUGGCCCGUAUAUGAAAAUCAAUGCAAAAAGCGAAUUGGAAAGCGAUUAUCGAGAAGAGUUCCUUAGUACUAGUAGAAGAUUUAGGACGCGUCCGCAGAAGUUAUAAUAGAAGAAAGCGAGUAUCAGACUUUAUACAGAAGUUUCUGAAACUAAAUGGAAUUCGUUCCACACUUUACAUGUGUAUAUAUUAAUUAUGAAUAAAUAUAAUAUCCCUCGUAUUUCCCGACUAACAUUAUG